AUGUGGUGCAGGAGGCUGGGGUGGCUCUUCAGGGCACCGUCCCACCCCAGGGGAAGCACAAGACCUGGCUUGCCGUGGCUGCCCCGUGACAGAAGGACCGUCCCCGCUGCUCCAGCUCGCUGCCACCACACGGCCCCAGAGUCCCUCAAGUGUGCCUGGCAGUUACAUGGUGACCAUCUAGAGCUCAGGUACGCAAACACCCUGAUGCGCUUCGAUUUCGUCUGGCUGCGGGACCACUGCCGCUCGGCCUCCUGCUACAACGCCAAGACCAACCAGCGCAGCCUGGACACGGCCAGCGUGGACCUGGCCAUCAGACCCAAGGCCGUCCGGGUGGACGAGACCACACUCUUCCUCACCUGGCCGGACGGGCACGUGACGCGCUACGGGCUGGAGUGGCUGGUGAAGAACAGCUACGAGGGGCAGAAGCAGCAGGUCAUGCACCCCCGGAUCCUCUGGAACGCAGACAUCUACCGGCAGGCCCAGGUGCCCUCUGUGGACUGCCGGAGCUUCCUGGAGACAGACGAGGGGCUGAAGGAGUUCCUGCAGAACUUCCUGCUCUACGGGAUUGCCUUUGUAGAGAACGUCGCUCCCACCAAAGAGGACACGGAAAUCUUGGCAGAAAGGAUCAGCUUGAUCAGGGAGACCAUUUAUGGCAGAAUGUGGUACUUCACCUCCGAUUUCUCCCGGGGAGACACAGCCUACACCAAGCUGGCUCUGGAUCGUCACACAGACACCACCUACUUCCAGGAGCCCUGUGGCAUCCAGGUGUUCCACUGCCUGAAGCACGAGGGCACGGGCGGGCGGACGCUGCUGGUGGAUGGUUUCUAUGCAGCAGAGCAGGUCCUGCGACAGGCCCCCGAGCAGUUUGAGCUGCUCAGCAAAGUGCCCCUGAAGCACGAGUACGUUGAGAACGUGGGCGACUGUCACAACCACAUGAUCGGAGUUGGGCCCGUCCUCAAUGUCUACCCCUGGAACAACGAGCUCUAUCUGAUCAGGUACAAUAACUACGAUCGGGCUGUCAUCAACACGGUGCCGUACGACGUGGUGCAUCGCUGGUACGCCGCGCACCGCACGCUCACCGCCGAGCUCAGGAGACCAGAAAAUGAGCUCUGGGUCAAGCUGAAGCCAGGCAAGGCACUCUUCAUCGAUAACUGGCGUGUCCUGCACGGGAGGGAGGCCUUCACGGGGUACCGCCAGCUCUGCGGCUGCUACCUGACGAGAGACGACGUGCUCAACACGGCGCGCUUGCUGGGACUGCAGGCUUAGCCCCCACCACCCCAGGGACCUCCAGCCCUGCCGUGGGGGGGUGUCACACAGACCUCAGACACCUCCACCCUUUUCAAGCCGUUCUCGGUGGAAACCAAAGGUUACGGGAGCUUUUGGGGACCAUGUUCUGCCUUCGAGCGUGGCCAGCUCUUGCUGUCCCUGCAUCCAGCCUGGUCUUUCCAGUCUGUGUGUCCCAGCUCUGCUGGGUCAGGGUUAAUCCCACCAUGGGACUGUUCUCCCAGCACCUACUGAAGUGUUCCUCCAAUCAAGUGCCUUCAGGAUUUGAAAUAUUUGUGGUUUUCCCUGUUGUUCAGCCUGUCUGUCAGCUGGCCGGUCUAGGUGGGGUGUUUUUAGCAGAGCAGAAUGGAAAUCUCUGGGGUCUUGUCUCACCUCAGGCUGGACUUUAACCCUUGUAGAGAAAACGCAAAUCUCUGGUGCCUAUUUGAUGAAAAUACCACUACUCAGCGUGAGGGCUGUUGGUGUA
Molecule: messenger RNA, 1750 nt
Organism: Calidris pugnax (ruff)
Lineage: Eukaryota; Metazoa; Chordata; Aves; Charadriiformes; Scolopacidae
Gene: TMLHE
Product: trimethyllysine hydroxylase, epsilon
Exons: 7
Coding region: 1-1266 (421 amino acids)
Biological process (GO): carnitine biosynthetic process
Cellular component (GO): mitochondrion
Molecular function (GO): iron ion binding; trimethyllysine dioxygenase activity
Source: RefSeq, a predicted model, not a curated record